UUGUUUUGAUCCGCGUUUGUUUGGCUCUAUGCGAUCUAGUGCGAAAGAAUUUGUGAAGUAGGCAACACGCUGAAGUUUUCCAUUUAAGUUUAUAUAUUUUUCACUGGAUUUAAUUUAGGCAAGAUUCGAUUACUUUGCAUUUGGCAUCGUGACUCAGCAGUACACUCGGCCCCGUCCUGUUCGUACCUGUCGGAGGCAAUCUGGUAAUGAGGCAGGAAAUAAGCGGGAAAAUAUGGUCAGCGGUAGCAAACAACAAAACAAAUCGCGCUUUUUGGCCAUUUUCCGUUGUAAGCUUCCUAAGUCACUUCAGUUUUUCAGCGUAUUGUUGUAAUAACAAAAGAAAAUCAAGUGCCGUUCUAAUGGAUGUGACAUAAAGCAUCGUCUUUUCGUUCACCAGUGGCUUCAAAAUGGUAUAAAUCAUGCGAGAUGGCUACGAGUGACUGGAGUUCCACUUACACAGAGGGAGGACGCUCGGCGAGCGCUUCGAUUUCUCCCAUUCCUGUAUCAACGGGCUCUCCGCCUGACAGUGGUAAUAGUUCGCCAAAUUCUCCGGCAUUUGCUCAAGAUAGUAUUGAACAAGCUGACGAAAUGGAUGUGGUGCCCAGGAACAAUGACCAAGUGGCAGAAUACGAAAAUGAAAUUCGGGAACUUAGAUGGCAACUACAGAGGUUGCAAGAAGCUGGAAAUCUAAUGGAUUACACAGAUUCUAAUGAGCUGAGGCGUAAACUUGCUCAAGGUGAAGAAGAGCAGGCAGACAAAAUCAGAGAAUUUAAUGAAGAGAUUAUGGGGCUACAAGGUCAAGUGGCCAAACUCCGAUCCACUGUGGAGAAGGGAGAGGCAAACAGACAGAAGCUGGAGUAUGAUCUUACCAUCGCAAACAGAGUAGCCAAUCAGGAAAAGAGAGCAGCAGCAGAGAGGGAGAGUGCUCUUCAGAAGACAAAUGCUAGUCUCAAAGAAAACAUCACUCAGCUCAAGAAACAGUUACAAAAUGUUGAGGAAGCUUUGGAAGCAACAAGGCAAUCCAGCAAGAAUGAAGAACACAAGUCUAAUCAACUACUUGCAGAAAAGGAAAAUAUGAUUCUCCAACUCACAAACCAACUCCAAAUUGAGGGAGAAGAAAAAAGGAAGCUGCAUGUUGUGAUUGAGGAACAAGAGAGUUUGUAUGCUGAGCUGCAAGAAAAGUGUUCUUCCCUUGAAACCCAAAGAUCAAGUCAAGGGGAGACUUUACAAAAGCAGCAAAGAGACUUGGAGUUCUAUUCUGAGAAGGAAGAAAGAUUAAAGAAAGAAAUUGAGCAAUAUCAAGAACGCAUUAAGUCACUAGAGGAAAGCAUUGAAGCAGAGAGGGCUGCGCACUUAGAGACGAAGUUUAACUCAGAGAUCAUUCAGUUAAGGGUAAGAGAUCUUGAAGGUGCCUUGGAGGUUGAAAAAUCAGCAGUAGAUGAAGCUAAACACAACUUAGACACACUGACAAAACAGCACAGGGAGCUUGAAACAGCUUUUGAAGAAGAAAGAGACACCUGUAAAGCAGAGAAAUCAAAAGUGGCUAGUUUAGAGGAGAGUCUCUCUACAGAAAGAAAGAAAUUACAGGAAGAAAUAGAUGAAAAACUGAAGAUCAUCACGGACUUGUCUAAACAACUGGAAGUACAUCAGAAGAACUUUGAUGCCUUGAAAAGUGAACUCGGCCAGGCGAAGAAACGGCAAAUUCAGCUGGACACAACCUAUGGAAGUAGCAUGCGUGAGCUUGAACUGCUCCUGGACAAUUUUCAGAUUGAAAAACCAGCGGAACACAAACGACAAGGUCACAAGAAAGAGAAACAGAAGGCUCUGUCACCAGCUGCCGUGUUGGAGAAUCUGCGUCACACACUGGUUGAUUAUCAGAACAGAUGCUCUAAUGCCUCAGUUGAGUUAAAAAGGAUGAGAGAGGUUGUGGAGAAACUGUCAGCGGACUGUGAACAUUACAGAGAAAUGGUGACCAGCAGAGAAAAGGCUAUGAAAGAGGCGGAGAACGCGGUGGCCUCUAAAGUUAAAGAGCUUGCCAAGUCACGCACUGAAUGCGCAGAGAAGGAAGCCACAAUAGCAGCCAUGAAGAUUGACAUACAAACAUUGAACAAGGCCAUAGAAGACGCCAAAAACAAAGUUCAAAACUCAGAGGAAGAGAACAUUAAAGUGAAGAGCGUCUUAAAUCGUGAAGAUGAGACUCAUCGCAUGUUCCUGCAUUCCCUGUACCAGCGGAUGAUCACCGGACAGGUGUAUGUCUCGUCACCAGACUCCUCCGCUCUGUCCAGAUAUUCCUGGUCAGACAUGUGUAACCUGGUGUCAGAGCAACUGUCAGCUCAACUCAGCGAGCUAAACAGAGCUAACGAGAGGAUUCAGCACCUUGAGAGCGUGUUGUUGAGCAAAGAGGAGUCACUUCGGCAUGCACAGGAGGCACACGAACAAACAGUGACCAAACUCUCUACGGCCAUCAAAGACCGCGAAGUUUCGUGGAAGAAACAAAAGAGUGAGAUAGAGGAACAUUACAGUAACCUGAUCAAAGAUCUCCAUACCAGAACCCAGAAAACACAGUCUUUGGCUGACCAAGCGUGGGAAAGGGUUCAAGAAACAGGACAAGUCAAAGAUACGCUGGAAAUGGAAAACGCUCGACUUCAAUUAUCGUUGGAACAAAGUCAAAGAAGCGAGUCGUCGUUGUUAACUGUUUGCGCACUGCUCGCAGGCGCCUUAUGGCCUGCGUUUGGACGAAUACGAGCUUUAGCCUCUCAACGGAAGAUUUUAUCCGAAUAUUCAAGAACUUUAGAAUCUCUCCGGGAUCAGUCGAACACUUUAGGCGAAAUGCUAAGUAACGAAAUGGAAGGUGAGAAGCGGGAAAAGGAUGAAUCCCGCACGGCCAAGAAGCAACUUCUGAGGGACGGGCGGAGUCCUGUCUUAGUGUUCAGAGUCGGUGUUAUAGCCGUUAUUGCAGCUAACAGACUGCGUUAUUUUGGAUCUUGUAGUUUAAAAUUAUUCGUGUCGUCCGAGUCUCCGGGUGAGUUUAGCGGAAUGUCCACUGUGUGCUGCGGAAAAACAUCCAAGAAGACGGCAGACUUUAAGGGUCUUGCUGGUGGCCAUACACGAGAAUCCAUUUCCGGGGACACGUCACGUGCAAGUGUCAGGGUGACGUCAGCACAGGCGUGGUUCACCAGCUCCCAGCUACGAAGUCACCUGACCAGUGCCGUGAGCGAGUUACAGUCUGCUCUGAAUAGGAUGAACGAGGCCUGGGAUGGAGAUUCGGGGCGCGAUGACCGAGAUGGCGGAAGCAGGGCGCUUAGUCCUUCAUCCGGGAACAGUAUAAUUGCCGCAGCCAGGAACGCAUAUAGUAAAAUCAUCUCCGGUCUUCAAACGGAAUUUUCUGGCCGGGUGAUAGGCGAAGAAGCUUGGCACGAGAGAUACUCUGGGUUCAGAGGAGAGCUGAUGGCGCUGUUAGGCUUGGGUCUACAGCAGUGGUUAUCCAAAGGUCCAUCUACUGGAUUGGCGUAUAUCUCCAGUCAGCGAACAAUUAGUGCUCUUCAGAAUCACAUCCUGGGCUUUACUCAGCGCCUUCACUCAGCCGAGGUUGACAGACGUUCAUUGCGUCUUGAACUCUCAAAAAGCAAACAAGAGACUUCUGAGCUAAAGAGUGCCCAGUCUUCCGCUGAUUCACAGCAUCGUAAGGCAAAGGAGGAAGCGCGAGGUCUGGAGGAAAGACUUCAGGAGAUGAAAGAAGAGAUGUUAUCCAUGGUCCCUGUGGCUCGUUUUGAAAAUAUUUGCGAGGAGCUCAACAAUGCCUUGAAACGGGAACAACAGGCCCAGGCCCUGCUUAACGAGCAGACGGCACAGAUGCAAGAGAUGGGCGAGCGCCUGGAACUUCAUACAAAUCAGGGUGAAGAAAAGGACGUGACGCUCGCAGAAGCUGUCAAGGGUCUGACUGAAGCCAAGAUGGAGCUUCGUCGUAAAGAACACGCCGUCCGCCAGGUCUCAAAACAGAUGACUUACAUGGAGAACGAGAAGAACGCUUUAGUAGACAGACUGAACGAUGCUGAGAAAACCAUGACGGCUGCAGCUAGAGAAAAAGAAGCCUUGAUGGGUUAUUUGAAGUCAGUCGACCGGGCCCUGGAACAGAGUAAAGAUCAAGUUCGGCUCUCGAAGGGUGCACUGGGACCGUACGAACAAUCUCUUCCCCAGAUUAUCCUUCCGGACGAGCGGUUAGCCAUGGACGGGUUAAGCCUGAGCCCCGAAUUACUCUCCUGCCAGCACGUAGUUACAUCAUUUAUCGAGUGUCAGCAGCAGGCAUUGGAUCGUAUUUCCGAACUUGAAGUGGACAAGCAGCAGGCCAUGUCACGCGUGGCGCACUUAGAAGAGGAAAUCAUGUCACACAAGGCACACAUAGCCACACUGAAGAAUGAGCUAGCAGCUGCCUGCAGGAGACCCAUGAGUGAUGACGGGCUCAGUGAUCAUGGACAUUACAUUCCUGGCGCGGAAGGUUAUCCCGGGAAGGACGCAUCGCUUCAUCGCUUUUCAGAAUACAGAGAUGACGAUAACUUAAAGAGCUUCAUUCCUUUAUCGGCUCAUCGUGAUUCAAGCGCAUCUUUCAGACCCUCGUUAGCUUCGACCAGCGGUCAUCCGGACAGAAGCAAAGGCAGCUAUGGCAGUCCAAAGAGACGCUUAACAUCAAGCUACAGAAAACAGGGAAAACAACUUGGACAAGAUUUUUCUAAAUUACUCGAUCAAGGAUUGUGACAGCUAAGGGAAAGACCAUGUCUCUCCGUUCAGCAGCCCAUUUAGUCAGCGUGGUCUUACAACUGUAGAGAGCUACGAGGCAACCAUUACACUUUCUCCUGACAUCUCAAUGUACAUAGUGAUAAUUUCUGUAAAGAUUUGCUGCUAGGUUUUCUUGAUCUAUUCAUUAUGUCUCUUACGUGCCCUGAUUUAGUCGUCAAGCGUAAAAAAAGGUUUUGAUUCCGAGAGGUUUUUUUUCAAGAGUAAACGUAUUUAUUUGUACUCUAGAUUCUGGAAAUUAUGUUCUCGCUAAACUAUCCAGGGGCUCGUUUUGCGAAGGUCCCGAAAAGUUUUUGCACCCGGAAAGCCGUAAAAAAAUCUCAAACCUUAUGAUUACAGAGCUGU
Orbicella faveolata is the source of this 5136-nucleotide messenger RNA. RefSeq names its product coiled-coil domain-containing protein 171-like. The record is from RefSeq and is a predicted model, not a curated record. Lineage: Eukaryota; Metazoa; Cnidaria; Anthozoa; Scleractinia; Merulinidae.